Molecule: messenger RNA, 1437 nt
Organism: Dendrobium catenatum
Lineage: Eukaryota; Viridiplantae; Streptophyta; Magnoliopsida; Asparagales; Orchidaceae
Product: cytosolic Fe-S cluster assembly factor NBP35
Exons: 3
Coding region: 116-1171 (351 amino acids)
Biological process (GO): iron-sulfur cluster assembly
Cellular component (GO): cytosol
Molecular function (GO): ATP-dependent FeS chaperone activity; ATP binding; 4 iron, 4 sulfur cluster binding
Source: RefSeq, a predicted model, not a curated record
UCGGCUUAAAUCCCCACCAAACAGCCCCUUAAUUUGCCGUUUGCAGUUAUUCCGUACAAAAGAAGCUUGGAAACUUGCAAGAGAGAAGAAAAAUAAAAAAAACAGAGAGUUUAAGAUGGAGAAUGGAAACCAAGAAAUCCCAGAGAAUGCCAAUGAGCAUUGCCCAGGACCUCAGUCCGAGUCCGCUGGGAAGUCUGAUGCUUGUGAAGGUUGCCCUAAUCAGCAAAUAUGUGCCACUGCUCCAAAAGGCCCAGAUCCUGAUUUGGUUGCUAUAGCUGAAAGAAUGGCAACUGUCAAGCACAAAAUAUUGGUUUUGUCUGGCAAGGGUGGUGUUGGAAAGAGUACAGUCUCAGCUCAACUCUCAUUUGCCCUUGCAAGCAAGGACUACCAGGUUGGCCUACUCGACAUCGACAUAUGCGGCCCGAGCAUCCCUAAGAUGCUCGGCCUGGAGGGACAAGACAUCCAUCAGAGCAACCUCGGCUGGUCUCCCAUAUACGUCGAUUCCAAUCUCGGCGUCAUGUCCAUAGGCUUCAUGCUUCCCCAUCCUGAUGAGGCGGUCAUCUGGCGCGGUCCUCGCAAGAAUGGCCUCAUCAAACAAUUCUUGAAGGAUGUGCACUGGGGUGAGAUCGACUAUCUUGUGGUGGAUGCCCCACCUGGGACCUCAGAUGAACACAUAUCAAUCGUCCAAUUCCUUCAGGCCACCGGUAUUGACGGCGCCGUCAUAGUCACCACCCCACAGCAGGUUUCUCUAAUCGAUGUACGCAAGGAGAUAAGCUUUUGCAAGAAAGUUGGGAUCAAAGUCCUUGGAGUUGUGGAGAACAUGAGCAGAUUGAAGCAGCCUGUGUUGGAUCUCGAGUUCGAAAGAGUAAUUAUUGAGGGGAAAGAAACUAUUGUGGAGGAUGUCACUGAGUGGGCUCAGAAGUAUAUAAUAGAGAAUGCGCCAGAACUAUUGUCACUUUUUGCUUGCAGUAAGGUGUUUGAUAGUAGUCGAGGUGGUGCGGCGAAGAUGUGCACUGAUAUGGGAGUCCCCUUCCUUGGCACGGUGCCGAUGGAUCCGCAGCUUGGCAAGGCAGCGGAGGAAGGGCGAUCGUGCUUUGAAGACCAGAAGUGUAGCUCAAGUGCUCCGGCCCUUCUAAGAAUUGUUGAACAACUCAUUGCUUCUCAUGAAUAGUUCUCCUUUCUAUCUUACGAACUUCUGAUUAUGGUAGGAGUUCAAUUCACACGUGAUAUGCAUUGGGUGAUGUGGCACGUCCGAAUUGACCUCCGAAUGUAUUUGAAUACCAUACAUAAUUAUUUUUAGUUCCAGCGAAGGGCAAGUUUUAUUGAUGAACUUAGAUUUCUAUCUACCAUGUCAGAGAAAGGAAGUGGGCUUCUCUUCAAGUGUAAGAUUUAAUUUUAUACUUCACAUUUUUUUUCUCUAAAAACUUAUGAUGCUAA